Molecule: messenger RNA, 975 nt
Organism: Exophiala spinifera
Lineage: Eukaryota; Fungi; Ascomycota; Eurotiomycetes; Chaetothyriales; Herpotrichiellaceae
Exons: 1
Coding region: 1-975 (324 amino acids)
Source: RefSeq, a predicted model, not a curated record
AUGGGAGGUUUUUUCACUCAGUUGUUUCCAGGCAAACCGGCAUUUACAGAGACAGACGUCCCUUCUCUUGCGGGCAAAGUUUUCAUCGUCACCGGCGGUAAUUCUGGCGUCGGCCUUGAGCUUGUCAAGAUAUUGUACUCCAAAGGUGGCAUGAUAUAUAUAGCUGGACGCUCGCCAAGCAGGAUCGCCACCGAAAUCGAGGCAAUCAGAGCUACUCCUACCGCGACACCUGGAACGCUCAAGAGCCUUCAUCUUGACCUCAAUGACCUCGCCACCGUUCCCAGCUGUGUUGCUGCCUUUCUCGCUCAAGAGUCUCGUCUCGACGUUCUCUGGAACAAUGCCGCCAUCAGCCAAGCAUCGUUCGUUACGACCGCGCAGGGCUUCGAGGCUCACAUGGGAACCAACUGCGUUGCGCCUUUCCUCCUGACGAAGCUCCUGCUGCCUGUUAUGCUCAAAACCGCACAGGCUGCGUCGAAGGGCAGCGUGCGUGUCGUCUUUGCCUCAUCGGGGAUCAUAGAAAUGACUGGCCCUCCAGGCGGCGUAUCGCUCGACGAGCUGGCCCCCGGCAACUAUGCCAAAGACAAGAACCACAACUACAGCGCCUCGAAAGCAGGGAACUGGUUCCUGGCGUCCGAAUUUGACAAGCGGCUCCGAAAAGAUGGCAUCGUCUGCGUGGCGCAGAGUCCGGGCACCCUGCGCACCAAAGCCUGGGACAAUGCCCCUUGGGUGAUGAGAGCCAUGAUGGCGCCGUUCAUGCACGAGCCCAAAAUGGGUGCCUACACGGAGCUUUGGGCCGGACUCAGUCCCGCGGUGAAGCUGGAAGACGGUGGCAAGCUUGCCCUACCGUGGGGCAGAUGGCAUGAGGGCCCGAAGAAGCAUCUCCUCGAGAGCCUGAAGACAGAGAAGGAAGGCGGCACGGGAGUGGCGGGGAAGUUCUUCGACUGGUGUGAAGAACAGACGAGGUCAUACUCUUAA